AAGCUGCUGUGUCCAAUCACAAACAAUGACUCCAGCUAUUGGCUUAGAAUUGCUGGCUGCCUGACUCCUGCUGCAGGGUUACAAUUUCUACUCUUCUUGUCCGUUCAACUCCUCUAGUCAGCAAAACAGCCCAGCACAGAGUAGCAGGCAUAUCAGACAAAAUCAAAGGGUUUCCAUAUGCAAAAGUGGGGCUCAUAGCUCUUCUGCAGCAAAUCUAAAUCUAGAGAAGUUUGAUAAGUUACAAUGAUGGAGAGUAAAACAGCCUGUCAAGCACUAGAGCAAACUUAAGACCUGAUUUCUUUAUCAGAUGACUGAACUGUACUUGUGAGUAAAGGUCAGCUUGGCCUGCCUGGGGGAAGAAUAGGAAGAACUUCACUUGUUAACUGUUUGAUUCAUUGAACAAUUUUGGAGUCUCUCUCCUUGAUGAUUUUUGCAUGCAACUGCUGAUCUGAGCAGCUAAACACACUCAUGGUAGAUGCCAAAGGAAGGAACAUGAAAUGUCUCACUUUCUUCUUGAUGCUUCCAGAGUCGGUGAAGAUCAGGUCUAAGAAAAGUAACAAAAAGGGGAGCCCUACAAACUCCAAAUUGCCGCCAGUGUGCUAUGAAAUAAUCACUGUGAAAACUAAGAAAAAGAAGAAGAUGGCUUCUGAGAUCUUUCCCACUAAGAAACCAGCCAGCACCACCACCGUCCAGAACUAUCAGCAAAAUCUGAAUAACAAUAACACUAUCCCGGCUACUAACUGGCAAGGGCUGUACCCCACUAUCCGAGAGAGAAAUGCAGUGAUGUUUAACAAUGAAUUGAUGGCAGAUGUUCAUUUUGUGGUUGGUCUACCUGGAGGGACUCGGCGGUUGCCAGGACACAGAUAUGUCUUGGCUGUUGGAAGCUCUGUCUUUCAUGCCAUGUUUUAUGGAGAGCUUGCAGAGGACAAGGAUGAAAUUAGAAUCCCAGAUGUGGAACCUGCUGCCUUUCUUGCUAUGCUGAAGUACAUAUAUUGUGAUGAGAUUGAUCUGAGUGCUGAUACAGUGCUGGCUACCUUAUAUGCUGCUAAGAAGUACAUUGUCCCCCACCUGGCACGUGCCUGUGUCAUCUUCCUGGAGACCAGCUUGAGCGCCAAGAACGCCUGUGUGCUGCUGUCACAGAGCUGCCUGUUCGAGGAGCCCGACCUGACCCAGCGUUGCUGGGAGGUGAUCGAUGCGCAAGCCGAGCUUGCUUUAAAAUCCGAGGGCUUCUGUGACAUUGAUUCCCAGACACUGGAGAGCAUCCUCAGGAGGGAGACUCUCAACGCUAAAGAGAUUGUCAUCUUUGAAGCAACACUCAAUUGGGCCGAGGCUGAAUGCCAAAGGCAGGAAAUGACUGUCACCAUUGACAACAAGCGCAAGGUGUUGGGCAAGGCUGUUUACCUUGUACGCAUCCCUACCAUGGCGUUGGAUGACUUUGCCAAUGGAGCAGCCCAGUCGGGCGUCCUUACCCUCAAUGAGACCAACGACAUCUUCCUUUGGUACACUGCUGCCAAGAAACCAGACCUGGAGUUUGUGAGCAACCCUAGGAAAGGCUUGGUUCCCCAACGCUGCCACCGUUUCCAGUCAUGCGCGUACCGUAGCAACCAGUGGCGCUACCGGGGAAGGUGCGACAGUAUCCAGUUUGCAGUGGACAAGCGAGUGUUCAUUGCUGGCUUCGGACUGUAUGGCUCAAGCUGCGGAUCAGCGGAAUACAGCACCAAGAUCGAACUCAAACGGCAAGGGGUCAUCUUGGGGACAAACGUGAGCAAAUAUUUCUCUGACGGGUCGAGCAACACCUUCCCUGUCUGGUUUGAAUACCCAGUGCAGAUUGAGCCUGACACUUUUUAUACAGCAAGCGUGGUUCUCGAUGGGAAUGAACUGAGUUACUUUGGGCAGGAAGGCAUGACAGAGGUGCAGUGUGGGAAAGUGACCUUCCAGUUUCAGUGUUCCUCAGACAGCACCAAUGGAACAGGUGUGCAAGGCGGACAGAUACCAGAGCUCAUAUUCUAUGCCUGAAGUAGUGAACUCCAAACUUGCGUACUAUACAACCUUUAUAUUAUUUAUGGGUUUUGUUAUUCAAAUUUCAAAAACAUGCAUGAAGUGACAUUUUUUCUUUCUGUUUUUUCUUUUAACUUUUUACAAAUGUAAUAUGGGCUGGACCUUCAAGGUUGAUAAGCCAUUUUGUUAUACACUAUACAAUUUCUUUUUCUUGAAUCCUGGGAUGAAAUAAAGCAGGCUAACUACUGUAUCAUAAAUAACUAAAAACAAAUGGCAAGCCCCAUUGAAUACAUGUCCACCUCAGUUACAGAAGGCCACACUGCUCUGACAUCCAUUAUAUACAGCUAGCACUGGAUUUUUGCGAUAAUUUGGCUUUGAGGCAUAUAUGUAUAAAUGAUAAACUAGUAAUUUUAAUGUCUACUUUGUACAAAGUUGAGGAUUAUGUUUCAAACAAGGGUAGAAUACGAUGUGCACUUUCAUAUUUUCCAGCAUACAAAUAAGCUUUAUCUCAAUGUUUCAUUACUACACUCCUCUGAUAAGAUGCCAGCACAUUUUUCAGGUUUCUGAUGAACUUUUAAUUAUGAUUUCUGUUUCUAUUUCUGAGUCAGUGCCUGUUCACAUGUCAUAACUGUAACAAUUAUAGGGAGUCAGGCACUGCAGUUGAUGAUAUUGUGACAUACAUGGAUUACUGCAUUGGCUUUCCACAGCAUUGGUGAUGAUUGCGUUGGGCUAGCCUCACCACGCUCCAAUGACCACUACUGGUCAAGCUGCCGACAGAGACUUCCCAGGCUGGUCCCUUGCCUCCAGGUUUCAGUAGCUGGUUAAGACACGUUGUGAAGUUCAGCGGGUGAAAAGAAAUGAGCUUUUCAGCAGGAGCAUUGCUAUUCAGUCCUCUUGAUCAGUAACUUGGUAGAUGUAUGUAAAAUCACAGUUUUUUUUUUUUUGUGAUGAACAGAAACAUGUUUCAGAGUGCAUCUUAAAUUAGAUGCUUCACGGUGUGCUUGUAAAUGAGCAAUGUGGAAAAGCUUUUUUCACAUCAAAUCCAUCAUGCUGUAUGUGGUGAAAUAUACAGAUCCCUUUUGACUUUUGUGGUGUACAGUAUGCAUGCAUAGUGACUUGGUGAACACUGUAAAUAGCCAGCCAGUAAGUUACCUUAAUCUUUGGGCUCGCUGCUAACAUGUGCUGGUGCCCACAGGAAUUAUUCUCAGUUAAGAACAGAAAAGUACUGCUUCACUGCUGGCUUCCUGGCAUUUUGCCAUUAAAGAAGUUGCAGUAUCUGCUCAAACUGUAAGAACUACUAUGGAACAAAUGGCUAUAGACUCUUCCAUUCAUGAUUAACACCAUUUUAUUCCAGCACUAACCUCAAUCAGUACAGUGUGAAAGGAAUGUGUGCAUUUCCUAUAUCUGGAAGAUAAAGACAAAAAAAGCAAGAGUCAGCAGAGCCUUUAUAAUUCAACCCUUUAAUUUUUACACAAAGAUAAACAUUUGACAAAUUAGCCACAUUUGAGUCUGAUUUUUCCCGUGCAAAGAAUAAAAACCUUAUCACGACAAUCAAUAACAAAUUAAUUUAAAAUUGUAUGGAAUCCUUUAAAAUGUGUUUUUUUUUUUUUUUUUUUUUUUUUUAAAUAGGCCAGCCAGCGUGAAUCUGUGACAAGUGUUUUCAUGUUUGUAAAGUCUGCAGAAUAUAUCAAUGUCUAACUCCAUCAUUGUAUGUGGUGUUUUAAAUUACUUGAUGAAUCUAUUCAGAUGUGAUUUUAAAAAUGUACAUUAAAAACACCUGUAAACAUGUUUUUUAAUAUCAGAGUGAACUGGCAAUAGGGUCAUCCAGGGGAAAUAUUGCAUGAGACUUAGUUCUUGCUUUUAGCUUUAAAAAAUAAAUACAUAAACAUGAUUUGACCUCGGUGAAGAAUUAUUAUUAUAUAAUUUAUUUGCUGUGUCUCUACACAAGAAAAUAUUAAUAAUAUGACACACUUGGAUCAUAGCUUACAUUUUUAUGAUUGUACUGAUUCCACGCUUCGACUGGGGAAAGAAUUUGUACUGGGGUCACAAAAAAAAGUUUUGGGCGUCUUAUAUAUACCCUGGAUGACCCUGUAUGUUCUAAUACAAAUGGUUCAACAUAAGUUGUACAGAGGUAAAUGUUCUAAGUUUUGCAUAUAUUGCACUGAUUGUAUGCCAUUUAUGUUAAAAAAAAAAAAAAAAAAAAAAAAAAGAGAGAGAGAAUGAAUAACCUUUAGUUCAGUAACAUUGAGUUUGUAUCAGAUCCCACGGGGCCUGAAACUACCCGAGACUGAUUGAUAGUUAUGGAGGAAAAAAUAUAUUUAUGAAGUACCUCACAGUGAAUGUUACUGUACUGGACGUUUAGUGUUACAGUGCCGAUAGACACAUGAAUGUGCAUGAUAGUUGCAAAUAAAAAUAAAACUUUCUGUAAACCUUAAAAGAGGAUCACUGUAGUAU
Molecule: messenger RNA, 4452 nt
Organism: Polyodon spathula (Mississippi paddlefish)
Lineage: Eukaryota; Metazoa; Chordata; Actinopteri; Acipenseriformes; Polyodontidae
Gene: btbd3b
Product: BTB (POZ) domain containing 3b
Exons: 4
Coding region: 469-2016 (515 amino acids)
Biological process (GO): neurogenesis; dendrite morphogenesis; cerebral cortex development
Cellular component (GO): cytosol
Molecular function (GO): protein binding
Source: RefSeq, a predicted model, not a curated record